Protopolystoma xenopodis is the source of this 882-nucleotide messenger RNA. The record is from the annotation of a GenBank genome assembly. NCBI's taxonomy places the organism in Eukaryota, Metazoa, Platyhelminthes, Monogenea, Polystomatidea, Polystomatidae.
AUGGUCACAAUUGGCUCGCUGAAUACUUUCCGAAGCCUUGACUUGCACGCAAAGCAUAUUUCAGGUCGCUUUUUUCGUAGAGUGCUCAAUGACCCAGUUCGUCCACCUGAGCCGUGUCCUACAUCUCAAAGCCUCAAUCGUCUCUCGACUUUUUCAACUCAGUGCUUCUCUACCUCCUCUUCGCAUCCUGGUUAUUUCAACUCUCCAUCUUCCUUAAAUCCUUCCGUCAUAACGACCACCCCAUCAGGUUCUCCUAUUUUCCAUACCAAGGGGGUUUUUUCCUCUUCUCCAGAGGGUCCCUCUCCUCUAAACGUUCGGUAUGUUCCCGAGUCUUUCCUCUCCCCUUCAUCUUCGUCACAAUUACAGUCCCUCCCAACAUCUAGUUCUAACUGCUUACUCAUCGAAACUGCUGUAUCCCGUGCUUUCUCUCCAACGAGUCCACUUAUCCAGAGAUCGUUCAACGAAACAGCUCCUCUCACAGUUCUCUCCACUUUUGGCCAGAUAGCUCACUCUCCUUCUCACCCAGCGCCCACCGAUGCUCCCCCCGAGGCGAUAACAAUGCCGAUACAACCUAGCGGUAUUAUUGACAGUUUUUUCUCUUCGCCCACAUCUACUUCAGUUUUCGUAGCAUCCUACAAAGACACUCAUCCCCGUCUUCGUCCCUCAUUGCUACAUGGACUCGCAGCAAACCAUUUGCCGGACAUUUCUAAGUCAUCAAACAUCCCGGACUGCUUGGCUAGCAUCGAUACCCAUGUGGAGACGACAAAUCCUGCCAAUGGAACCAAGCAGGCUUGGCUGUGCACAGUUCCACCACAAAUCUCAGCUGGAAGAGAGAUCGAAAUCACUAGAUUCGGCAAGGGGUAUGUUGUAUGCAUUACUUAA